UCGUACGGCUUGAAAGAGCUUCGUUGUUGAUGUACAACGGUAUUGCUAGAAAAUAAUAAUAAUAAUAAAAAAAAAAAAUCUUAAUUUGUUUCACGUCCAACAUGAAACGACGAGUUAAAUCCAAUGUGAUUUUAAAGAAAGACAAAUCAUGAAAACUAGUCCAUGCAAUAAAUAUAUGGGUUAAAUCUCUAUAAUCCAUCUAAUUAACCCAGGCAUUGCGAACGUCGUUUGUGUUUAUGCGCCAUAUGCAUAAAUAAUUCUUUGUUAUUAUACAGCCAUUUUGAAUAGUUGUUAAAGUUUAUCCAGAUCAAGAGACGAUGGAAGUAAAUCUGAACCGCGUUGAUUAUCUCCAGGUUGGAGUGACAUCACAGAAGACGAUGAGGCUUCUUCCAGCAUCAGGACGUAGAGCAAUGCAAAAGGUUGCAGUUGCAGACCAAGAUGGUGUCAUUACUUGUUUUGGAAUGAAAAAAGGCGAGCCUGUGCCAGUGUUCAAGAGCUUACCAGGACCGAAGAUUUCUAGGCUGGAGCUGGGGGGAGCCCUCGGUACACCAAAGGAGAAGAUCUUUGUGGCUGCAGGGUCAGAGGUCAGAGGAUUCACAAAGAAAGGGAAACAGUUCCUUACAUUCGAAGCUAACCUUGCAGAGAGCAUCAAGGCCAUGUAUGUUUCAGGUGCGGACCUCUUUGUUUGUGCCAGUUACAUCUACAACCACUAUUGUGACUGCAAGGACCAGGAUUAUUAUCUGUCUGGGGAUAAAAUCUGUGACAUUAUCUGCCUGCCUAUGACCAAGCUGGGACCUACCACUCCAGUACUAGCCUGUCAAGAUAGAGUUCUCAGAGUAUUGCAGGGAUCUGAGCUAGUAUAUGACAUUGAAGUUCUUGGACCUCCUGCUGUCUUAGAAGUAAACAGUGCUAAAGAAGGAGAAAUUGAAGAUGAACUUUUGUAUGGCACAACCGAUGGAAAGCUGGGGCUUGUUCAGGUCACUGACAGCUCUCCAGUAUAUAAAUGGGAAGUGACCAAUCAGAAGAAGAGAGGAGGUGUUCUGUGCAUUGAUAGGUUUGACAUUACUGGUGAUGGAGUAAAAGAAGUACUUGUCGGCCGGGAUGAUGGAACAGUGGAGAUCUAUAGCCUCGACAGUACAAAUGAACCUGUGAUUCGUUUUGAGCAUGUCUUGUCAGAAAGUGUCACAUCCAUUCAGGGAGGCUGUGUUGGAAAGGACGCAUUUGAUGAGGUGUUGACAGCCACUUACACAGGUUGGGUGACAGGGCUGACUUCAGAACCACAACAAAAGGAAGCUGGGCCUGGAGAGGAAAUGAAGAUGAGUCCAGAAACACAGAACAAAAUUGUGGCACUGAGAAACGAACUGGAGCAGCUGCAGGUGAAGGUUCUGCAGGAACGUGAGAAAUACCAGCAGUCUGCCCAGUCCAGCACAGCCAUCUCAUCAGUACCUGUCUUCAGUGUCAAUGACAAGUUUACUCUGUGUCGAGAUGACGCCAGCUACAGCCUUACCCUGGAGGUGCAGACCGCCAUAGAUAACGUUCUACUUCAGAGUGAUGUUCCUAUAGACCUGCUGGAUGUGGACAAAAACUCUGCAGUUGUCAGUUUCAGUGGAUGUGAUUCAGAGCCAAAUGGAAACUUUCUUCUUGCUACAUAUAGAUGCCAAGCAAACACUACCAGACUUGAGCUAAAGGUGCGGUCAAUCGAAGGCCAAUAUGGGACUCUUCAGGCCUAUAUUACUCCACGUCUGCAGCCUAAAACCUGUCAGGUUCGUCAGCAUCAAAUCAAACCCCUGUCUCUCCACCAAAGAACCCAUGCCAGUGAAGAGCACAGACCAAUGAAUACUCUGACACUGACUGGCCAGUUCAGUUUUGCUGAGAUUCACUCCUGGGUUGUUUUCUGUCUUCCUGAAGUCCCUGAAAAGACUCCAGCAGGGGAUGAUGUAACCUUCUACUUCCAGAACACCUUUCUCGAUACACAGCUGCAGUGCACAUACAGCAAAGGAGAAGGUGUAUUUAAAUCUGACAACAUUUCUACAAUAUCCAUUCUAAAAGAUGUCCUCUCAAAAGAAGCAACCAAAAGGAAAAUCAACCUGAACAUAUCCUAUGAUGUUAAUGAAGAAUCGGUAAAUCACACCUUGAAGCUAAUCCACCCCAAACUAGAAUACCAGUUGAUUCUGGCUAAAAAGGUGCAGUUAAUUGAUGCUUUGAAGGAGCUGCAGGUUCAUGAAGGGAAUGUGGACUUCUUGAUUCCAGAGUACCGCAGUAUUCUGGAAGAGGCUGAUCACCUCCUAGAAGAGUACAAGAAGCAGCCUGCACAUCUAGAAAGAUUGUAUGGUAUGAUUACAGACCUCUUCAUUGACAAGUUCAAAUUCAAGGGAACAAAUGUGAAAACCAAGGUUCCUGUGCUGCUUGAAGUUUUGGAUAACUACGACUCAGAGUCUCUAAUUGCUUUCUUUGAUUCUGCUUAAUCCUGUGGAGAAAGCAACAAUGACCUAGUACUGUACAUCUUUAUAUAACAAGCCAAACUAUGCUUAAUGUUUGCUUAGUAUAUUAAAGACAUUGAAAUGGGUGUUAUGUUCAAGACAUUUUAAUUGUUACAAUGUUAGAUAUAUUGUCUUCUAGUUUUUCACAAUCCAGGUAUAUUAAAGACACGUGUAGUUCAUUUUAAGACACAGUCUUCAGCAUUAUAUUCUUUGUCCCUUUAAGGGCUAAUGUUUACAUGCAUACUAUCUUUAUUCGAAUGUUAUUUAUGUGAAAUGUGCAAAUGUUUUAUGAUGCUUUUUAAAAGUAACAUUUAGUAUAUAUGUAUAUUGAACAAUAUUUUAUGAGAAUAUUUUAGUCCUUUUAAAGAUUGGUCUUAGUCGUCAAUAAAAUAAUACUUGUUACAAUUCUAUGUUUUAUAAAGAACUUAAAUGUUAAUGUAACAUGCUGCUUUGAAUAGAUCAUUCCCGGAAAAUGUUUUUUUCAUUGUUUUUUUGUUUCAUAAUACAAAUAUCACUUGUCAUUGUUUGACUAAAAAGAUGAAACCCAAAUUUGGCAAACUAGAAAUCAGUAACAAGUUGAAAAGCCUAUGAUGUAAGCACUUUAUCUGUCAUUCAUUAUUUUAUAGACACUUUACAAAAUAAAUCCCGAUUUAAUCUUGAACGUGUGUAGAGUAAAACUAUAAAGUUAGGAUGGGACGACCCAAAGUGAUUUUUUAAAAGUAUAUUAAUUUGAUUUUAGCCAUAUUUGCAUACAAUUAAUGUAAUGUUAAUGAUGUGACUGCACUUUUUUUUUUUUUUUUUUUUUUUUAACUAUUUAGAUUUGUAAAUGGCAAUGAUCUCUUAAACUUCCAUCAGUGCUAUAAUUACAUUCUACAUUGCUUCAAAAGUAACACUGGCUGAUCAAGAUACACAUCUGCCAGCUUCUGUGGCACAGACAUUUGUCUGCUAAAUUAGUGGAGUAGACUGCUGCUUUGUAAUAUGAGUAAUGUGGGAUUAGGCCGCUGUUGCAAGAGACCUUACUUUUCUGCUGGGAGAAAAAUAAUUUAAUCCUAUUUGCAUACUGCACUAAACAUCACUGCCACUCAUCAAUCACCCAACCUGCUUUAAAGCAUUGCAUCUCAGACCAAUGGGAGAAUCUAGGAAACUGGGGCACCCCAAAUUUGGGUUCAGGUAGAAACAGGAAGUGGCAUGAUCUUCCCACACAACUAGAUUUUAAAGCAGGUAUUUGAAAUGGACUUGUGGUGCCUUCUAUUUUACACUGCCUACAGUAUGUUCUACAAAGGCUAAGAAAGCAAUUGCUUGUAAAAGAUGAAUGAAUAUUUUCAAAGAGGCAAAAAGUAGUCACAAACCAAGUUAGUUUGUGACUGAAAUCAGCAUUUGUUACUACAUAUCAUUACUUCAUCCAAUGUAUGUCAAAACAUUUCUAUAUGAGACAAUAACUGGGCUAUAUGUGUUUCUUAGCAAUGUACGAAGUCAGAAGAAAGAAGCUGUUGCUCAUGUACUAAUGUUCUAAAUCUAAACAAUGUGUAUUGUGCAAUACUACCUUUGUUCAGCUGAUUCCCAUGCUUGAACUUCCAGUACUCCAGGAACCACACCUGUUUCGCAUGCAAAAAUCUUCAGCUGUUGUUUUUUUUGUCAGUACAGCUUUCUUUCUA
Molecule: messenger RNA, 4135 nt
Organism: Polyodon spathula (Mississippi paddlefish)
Lineage: Eukaryota; Metazoa; Chordata; Actinopteri; Acipenseriformes; Polyodontidae
Gene: bbs7
Product: Bardet-Biedl syndrome 7
Exons: 19
Coding region: 318-2465 (715 amino acids)
Biological process (GO): intracellular protein localization; non-motile cilium assembly; intracellular transport
Cellular component (GO): axoneme; ciliary basal body; neuron projection
Molecular function (GO): protein binding
Source: RefSeq, a predicted model, not a curated record